Messenger RNA from Suillus subalutaceus, 998 nucleotides. RefSeq lists its product as uncharacterized. NCBI's taxonomy places the organism in Eukaryota, Fungi, Basidiomycota, Agaricomycetes, Boletales, Suillaceae. The record is from RefSeq and is a predicted model, not a curated record. The transcript has a single exon. Bases 257 to 889 code for a protein of 210 amino acids.
CAUGGCAUGUCGGCUUCUUCGCCAGGCUUUCAGCAAUUGUCUCGUGUGUAUUCUGCACCUCACACUGAAUCCUGGGUAGAACAACAGUUGUCCUCUUCGCCAAGUCCCCUUCCAAAGAUCCCUCCUCUACUUGGCUGCGGCCUAUCACCUUCAAUUCUUAAUGCUGAAGGAACGCCAUUCGAUCGACAUUUCAACUUGUCACAAUCGUGGCAUAGCUCCGAUCCAGAUAUGUCUCCCAUAGCUAGAAGGAUGUCUGAUGACAAUACCACUGCGUUCUCCACGUGAAAGCGCACGCCAAUCUAAUCAGUCUUCUGGAGGAUCCUGUGUUCCAAGUCCGUGGUCGCUGAUGGAGAAAAUUCCUUCGUUACAUUCCUUCGGUCAUCCUACCUUCUCUCCGGACUUCACUUCGAGUCCUGUCAUGCAUGCUAGCGAACGGUCUUGGUCUCCUGUGUCCUCUCUCUCUGCGCUCACUCCCCUUUCGUCUCCCGAGCGUCCCCUAAGCAAUAAUGUUUCUGGUGGUUUAUCUUGCGCUUCUUCAUUAUGCUCACCCAUUUUUGGACAAAACUCAACUACUGCGCGACAUUCAAAAGACAACCGCGAGCUAGAUUCUACUUCUCGACGCUCGCUUCGUACUGCUAGUCGUGCGGUUCUUGCGCGGAGUCCCAAGCACCCCCUUCCGGACGAUCAUGACGAGAAACAGCCGUCAUUCCGGACAAAACGCACACGCACCUCUGGCGGCCCCACUGCUGUCGACCUUUACCUCUCAGACUCAGGAGCCCAAAUCUCUCGGCAUACCGUCUCAGCGUCGCCUUCCCUCAGAGGUUUCUCGUCACCCCGAUUUUCCUUUAUUCUAUCGGCGUUAUCCUAUAAGCUCAUUUCUACAACUUGAUUCUGAGGAGUAAGUUAUUUCUUGACUGCUACCUGGCGCUCAUCGUGCGCAGAGCUUCCCUUUUCAAUUGCUCCAAACACCCUGGCGGUAUCUGUAACCCUCCACGCGA